GUCAAUGUUGGGUGCGUACCAAAAAAGGUGAUGUGGAAUGCGGCAGUCCACGCAGAGUUCAUUCAUGAUCAUGCCGACUACGGCUUCGAGACGCCCAGCGUCAAGUUCAGCUGGAGAACGAUUAAAGAGAAGCGUGAUGCUUAUGUGAGGCGCCUGAACGAGAUCUAUGAGAAUAACCUAAAGAAGGCUCACAUCGACAUCAUUCGGGGCUAUGGCAAGUUCACCGCUGAUCCUGAGCCUACCAUCGAAGUGGAUGGGAAAAAGUACACAGCUCCUCACAUCCUUAUAGCCACGGGUGGGCGGCCGUCUGUCCCUCCCGACAGCGAAAUUCCCGGUGCCAGCCUGGGGAUGACCAGUGAUGGCUUCUUUGACCUGGAGGAGCUGCCCAGGCGCAGCGUUAUUGUUGGUGCCGGCUACAUUGCAGUGGAAAUCGCGGGGAUCCUUUCCACGCUGGGCUCCAAGUCAUCCCUGCUGAUCCGCCAUGACAAGGUCCUGAGGACCUUCGACUCCAUGAUCAGCUCAAACUGCACCCAGGAGCUGGAGAACACCGGUGUGGACGUCUGGAAGCACACGCGGGUCAAGACAGUCACCAAGUCCCCUCAGGGGCUGCUGGAUGUGGCAGUGCCCUCCUCAGUGCCCGGCCGCAAGCCGACGGAGGGAGUGAUCCAGGAUGUGGACUGCCUGCUGUGGGCCGUGGGGCGGGACCCCAACACGGAGGAGCUGUGCCUGGACCAAGUGGGUGUGCAGAUGGAUGCCAAGGGGCACGUAGUGGUGGACGAGUACCAGAACACCACCAGGAGAGGGGUCUAUGCCGUUGGGGACGUCUGUGGGAGAGCCCUCCUCACCCCAGUGGCCAUCGCGGCCGGCAGAAAGCUGGCCCACAGGCUCUUCGAGGGCAAGCAGGACUCUCGGCUGGACUACCAUGACAUCCCCACCGUCGUCUUCAGCCACCCACCUGUUGGCACCGUGGGCCUCACCGAAGAUGAAGCCGUGGCCACGCAUGGGAGGGAGAACGUGAAGAUCUACAGCACAUCCUUCACCCCCUUGUACCACGCCAUCACCCAGAGGAAGGUUAAGUGCGUCAUGAAGCUGGUUUGUGCUGGCAAGGAGGAGAAGGUGGUGGGAUUGCACAUGCAAGGGCUGGGCUGUGACGAAAUGCUGCAGGGCUUUGCCGUGGCCAUCAAAAUGGGGGCCACCAAGGCUGAUCUGGACAACACCGUCGCCAUUCACCCCACUUCUGCUGAAGAGCUGGUGACGCUGCGGUGA
Cariama cristata (Red-legged seriema) is the source of this 1266-nucleotide messenger RNA. It is a transcript of the gene GSR, whose product is annotated as glutathione reductase. The annotation marks the transcript as partial. Lineage: Eukaryota; Metazoa; Chordata; Aves; Cariamiformes; Cariamidae. The record is from RefSeq and is a predicted model, not a curated record. Gene Ontology annotation, molecular function: flavin adenine dinucleotide binding; glutathione-disulfide reductase (NADPH) activity; NADP binding. Gene Ontology annotation, cellular component: mitochondrion; cytosol. Gene Ontology annotation, biological process: glutathione metabolic process; cell redox homeostasis; cellular response to oxidative stress. The transcript has 12 exons.